Molecule: messenger RNA, 2224 nt
Organism: Dicrocoelium dendriticum
Lineage: Eukaryota; Metazoa; Platyhelminthes; Trematoda; Plagiorchiida; Dicrocoeliidae
Source: the annotation of a GenBank genome assembly
GUUUGACCAUAAACUAUUUUACAAUGGAUACGUACCCCACGGAUGACUCUUGGUCGGCUGUCGGUGACUCGCUCGUCGAUCCUGGUCUUGUUAUGCUAACGACCGGCGAACCCUUUAAUUGUCAGACUCCCGAGGCGUUGGAGCCUUGUGUAAAUGGUUUCAGAGACAGUGACCCGGCGUUAAAUCGCAUAACUACUUCUUUUGAUCCAUGGUUACCUGAUCACCCAAUACAUGUAGAAGUAUGCGUAUCGCAAUUCAACACGGAAAUUUCCUCUACUAUCGAAUCCCAUGUGGUCGACUUUCUUCGCUCAUUAGGUCCUCGUCACGUACCCACCAUAUUAAAUAACCACGAAAACCAUUUCACCCUCGUAAACUCAGAAGGUACGAGCCAGCAAACCUGUGAUUUCCUGCAACGCUGUGUUCAUUCAGUUAGCUUGUUGCUGGAUGAAGCCGAUGGUUCGAACGGUUAUGACGCCAGUCGGUCUGUGGACCUAAGAACCACGCCCCUCGUGGUGCAUGUAUACCAACUUGUCUCUGGGGACGAGGCCCUUCCGGUGCACGAGAAAAUCGAAGUGGGCUCCGAGGUCAUCAAUGGUGGCACUGUCUGGCUCCUCCCGUCGAUGGAGAUGCAAGGUAUAUGGGAGUCCCUUAUAUUCGAUUCCGACAUCAAAUUGGAUCUGCUGAGUUAUGCCGAAACUGCACUGUUGUUUGCAGACAAGCAGGUUUCCUCCUCAAUUAUAUCGUGGAAUCGUGUGGUACUUUUGUAUGGUCCUCCUGGAACUGGAAAGACUUCGUUAUGUCGUGCGUUGUCCAAUAAGUUGGCCAUCCGCCUGGCUGAUCGUUACUCUUCCACCAAGUUGAUCGAACUGAACGCGAUGAAUCUUAUGUCCAAAUGGUUCUCUGAAAGCGCUAGGCUGGUCGCUCGCAUGUUCGACGCUAUCCGAGAGUAUCUCGAAUCUGCGGAUCAUCUUGUCUGCUUGCUAGUUGACGAGGUGGAGAGUUUGACCGCCGUGCGCAACUCGGCUAUGUCUGGCUGCGAACCGAGCGAUGCCAUUCGAGUAGUCAAUGCGGUGUUGACCCAGAUCGACCAGAUCAAACGCUAUCCAAAUGUCCUCGUGUUGGCCACCUCUAACGUGACCGGUGUCAUUGAUCCGGCGUUUCUGGACCGCGCCGAUAUCCGGCUCUUCAUUGGUCCUCCUUCCGCUCCGGCCAUCUACACCAUUUACCGGUCCUGUCUGACCGAAUUGAUUCGUGUUGGACUUUUAGAGGCCGGUGAAGACAAGCUUCUCAGCUACGGCGCGUUAUCCGCAAUGCGUUUCUCGGAAAAUAAGCUAAAUGCAAUGAGCCUAGCGCUUUGGCGAUUGGCUGAGCGUAGCGUCGGCUUGAAUGGGCGAACAUUGCGCAAAAUGCCUCUGUUGGCUCAUGCGUUCCAUCUGAAUAGAGUCCACCCCACUCUCCGCCACAAUCUCUCCUUUAGUGGUCGUGUCCACAUGCCCACAUGUCAGUCCACGGCCGCACUCCAAUCCGGUCCGAUGUAUUCCGUGCAUUCGUCCAGCACUCAGUUUGGCCGACCUCGUCCCACCGUCACCCUGGCAACAUUUCUUCAGGCUUUGCGGCUGACACUGGAUAGUCAGUUCGCAGAGUUAGAAGCCUUAGAUCUGGCUUCAACAAGCAAGGAACGACUGCGGGUUGCUAAGGAUAAUCUGUCAUCCGUUCACGCCACUGGGGACCAGUGAUUCACGCUUCCCCACCGAAGUGCAUUCAUCCUUCCUUCUCAUUAUCUUUACAGUUUUGUUAAUCCUGAACAACGUCUCAGGGAUUUGCCGCUUUGUACAUUGUUUUGUUUAGUAAAAUUUCCGCUUGUUGCAUUAUACAUGCUGCUUUUCAUCGAACCAAUUGCUUUCUCUAAUUCACCGCCUUGUUGUUGGAUUCCGUGUGACCGAGGUAUGUUUGCACCCGCGAGAUUCGGCUGAAGUUAUACUCUUUUUCUAACUUUCCUACUUGUACGGUGACUUGACCUUGAAGAAAUCGGUUUAUCCGUGGCAAAGAAUAGCUUUUUAACUGCACAUUUACCUUUAUUUAUCACUGUGAAUACCACUUUCUGUCUCCACGUUUACAUGCUGCUUUACAAUUCCGUUUGUUUGGCUUCAUCGCUUGACACUUGGACGUUCUCUAUGAACUGAUUAUCUUCUUUGGAAGCGACGGAUUCAGCAGCACUUCCAGC